Encephalitozoon hellem ATCC 50504 is the source of this 801-nucleotide messenger RNA. RefSeq lists its product as uncharacterized. The record is from RefSeq and is a predicted model, not a curated record. NCBI's taxonomy places the organism in Eukaryota, Fungi, Microsporidia, Unikaryonidae. The coding region runs from base 1 to 801 and encodes 266 amino acids. The transcript has a single exon.
AUGAAUACUCACUCCCCACCAAAUCCCAUCAUGAACAUUCCAGACAUCUCACAUCCAUCUGACAACCCGCUCAGCAACAGGGAAAACCCCACAGCUAUCUACAGCCCACUCAUAAAACAGCAUGCAGCAACCGUCUCCAUACUACUUCCAAUCGUCAUAACUCUUCUGCUCAGGCACCAUGUCAAUACCAUACCUCUCAAGCUCAUCACAGUCAUUCUUCCUUGCUUGUACUCAGGUCUCCAAUAUCUCUCCAUAUUCAGCCACAAUAGAAACUACCACCACAUAUCUCCGUCAGCACCCCUCACCACCUUUCACUUCAUUUACAACAUCAUCCUUCUUCUAUUCUCAACCAUCUCAUUUCUCUCAAUUAUUACAUUAUCUAUUAACGACUGGGACAGAGGCGACUUUAACUUCUUCUCCACCACACUCUCCCCUUUCCUUGUUCUACCACCCUACCUGCUCGACACCUCAUGCAAUCUUACACAACCAUAUUCUCACUACGCAGCCACAGACUCCAUCGACAUACUUCUCGACCUUGUCAUCUUCCUCUAUCCCCUAGCAAUGAUAGCUAUCAAUCUUCAGGAAGAGACUACCUGGAUCCUUCACUCUGCCAUCACCAUCAUCCUCUUCAUCAGGUCGUAUAGGAAAAGAUGCCUUCCGCCCCCAAGCCAUCAAGGCCCGCUGAAGGUAUGGAGACUGAUAGUCCCUAUCAUCACAUUGCUUAUCGGCGUAAUCAUAUACAACGUUUUGGGAUUCGGGUCCUUACUUAUACUCAAAAAAAAGCUCAAGAUCCAUGCCUAA